Molecule: messenger RNA, 462 nt
Organism: Trypanosoma conorhini
Lineage: Eukaryota; Euglenozoa; Kinetoplastea; Trypanosomatida; Trypanosomatidae
Exons: 1
Coding region: 1-462 (153 amino acids)
Biological process (GO): protein ubiquitination
Molecular function (GO): ubiquitin protein ligase activity
Source: RefSeq, a predicted model, not a curated record
AUGUUGGAGACUAUUGUUCUUUUGCCCAUUGGAGUUGCAUUUUGGGUUCUCUGCAAAAGGCAGUCCCGGCAGCAAAAAGUCAUUGGAGGUCUACAGGCGACCAUAACUCGGCAUAGGGAGGAGUUGGACAGACUUCUGCAGACAGAAGUUACUUCAGACGCCGCACGGUUGGUGAAUUACUCCUUGUUGACAGCUGUAGGGGUGUAUGGCUGUGUCCUCGUGGCAAAAGCUGUGUCGUCGUCGACCCCGCGUAUCGGCCGUGAUGUACCACCGACCGAGUAUGCACCAACCCCUGCGCGACAUGAGGGAGAGGAGUGUGUUGUGUGCAUGACUCACAGGCGUGAUACAUUAUUUGACCCUUGUCGUCACCUGUGCGUCUGUUGGCUAUGUUCGCAGGGCAUGCAAUCGUGCCCGGUGUGCCGACAGGAGAUUUUGAGGCGUCAGUUUGCAUUCAUUUCCUGA